AUGAGAAUAUUAAAAAAUCACCCUUUAUUAAAAUUAGCUAAUGGUUAUUUAAUAGACGCUUCACAACCUAGUAAUAUAAGUUACUUAUGAAAUUUCGGAUCUUUAUUAUUAGUUUGUUUAGUUAUACAAAUUGUAACUGGAGUUACUUUAGCAAUGCACUAUAAUCCCUCAGUAUUAGAAGCAUUUAAUUCUGUAGAGCAUAUUAUGCGUGAUGUAAACAAUGGAUGAUUAGUACGUUACUUACAUAGUAACACAGCAUCAGCUUUCUUCUUUUUAGUGUACUUACACAUAGGAAGAGGUAUAUACUACGCAUCAUAUAGAGCACCAAGAACAUUGACAUGAGUUAUAGGUACAAUAAUCCUUAUCGUUAUGAUAGUUACAGGAUUCCUGGGUUAUGUUUUACCUUAUGGACAAAUGUCAUUAUGAGGUGCUACAGUUAUUACUAAUUUAAUUAGUGCUGUUCCAUGAAUUGGACAAGACAUAGUUGAGUUCAUUUGAGGAGGUUUUAGCGUAAAUAACGCAACUUUAAACAGAUUCUUUGCUUUACAUUUUGUAUUACCUUUUAUAUUAGCGGCAUUAGUUUUAAUGCAUAUGAUAGCUUUACAUGAUACAGCUGGAUCAAGUAAUCCUUUAGGAGUACCAGUAUAUUAUGAUAGAAUGCCUAUGGCUCCUUAUUUCUUAUUUAAAGAUUUAAUAACUAUAUUUAUCUUUAUAUUUGUUUUAGGUAUCUUUGUAUUCUUUAUGCCUAAUGUUUUAGGUGAUAGUGAUAAUUAUAUAAUGGCUAAUCCUAUGCAAACACCACCUGCCAUAGUACCUGAAUGAUAUUUAUUACCUUUCUAUGCUAUUUUAAGAUCUAUACCUAAUAAAUUAUUAGGAGUUAUCGCAAUGUUAGCUGCAAUACUAAUUAUUUUACUAUUACCUAAAGCUGAUUUAGGGCUAACUAAAGGUUUACAAUUUAGACCCCUAAGCAAGAUAGCUUUCUACCUGUUUUUAGUGAAUUUUUUAAUGUUAAUGCAAUUAGGAGCUAAACACGUAGAGAGCCCGUUUAUAGAAAUAGGACAAUUAAGUACUGCCUUGUAUUUUUCUCAUUUCUUAUUUAUAUUACCGGCAGUAAGUAUAUUAGAAAAUACUCUUGUAGAUUUAGAAUUACAAAAUAAUGCCAAAAAUAUAUAA
This is a messenger RNA of Fusarium verticillioides 7600, 1173 nucleotides long. NCBI's taxonomy places the organism in Eukaryota, Fungi, Ascomycota, Sordariomycetes, Hypocreales, Nectriaceae. The record is from the annotation of a RefSeq genome assembly.